Molecule: messenger RNA, 1485 nt
Organism: Psilocybe cubensis
Lineage: Eukaryota; Fungi; Basidiomycota; Agaricomycetes; Agaricales; Agrocybaceae
Exons: 3
Coding region: 1-1485 (494 amino acids)
Molecular function (GO): protein binding
Source: RefSeq, a predicted model, not a curated record
AUGCAUUACGUUCCAAUUAGAAGAAUCAUUACGGAGUCUAAAUUUCGUGGGCUUGCUCCCGAGCUUCUCGCCAACAUAUUCUCAUCGCUCCCGCGAAGAGACCUUGCCCACGUGGUUAGAGUGUGCAAAUCAUUCAACUUGUCAGGAUGCUUGCUUCUCUACCAGCACAUCGACCUUCGCAGCAAUGAUUUAUACCUUGAAUACACACUGGACUUCCUCCGAGGCCAUGAGAGCAUUGAUCAGAAGAUCGUCUCGGCUGUGCUGACGACGAUGCCUCCCACCCUCAUACAGACUCAGCAAGUUUACCAGUGGAUCGCCCCAGAUAUCGCCAAGCGUUGGAUUAAUCUUAGGUCAUUGGAACUCAGAGGGUAUCCUUUUUCGAAUGGACCAGGUUCUGAUCGCUUCGUCUACACCUUGCAUAGCUGCUGCCACCAGCUCAGACGUUUUGUAUACAGGCCUGGAUUUAGAACCUUGCCAGACACAUUUGAUCUUUCGAGGCUACAAGAAAUUGAAGGGCAUUUUGGGCAGAAUGAUAGUGACUCGGACUACUGCUUGCCCCUCAAUGAAACAAUGUUCGCCUCAAAAAACACCAUUACUCACAUUUCGUUUGUUGGCGAGAUCAGGGGAGAGAUUUAUAGCUCUCUUCACACAUUUCGAUUUCCCUGUCUCCGUUCACUUGAGCUUGGGACAUUGGCACAUGCUGAGAAUCCCGCACAAGUCAACACGCAAAUCACACGUUUUAUAUUAGAUCACCCCCAGAUUACCCAUUUAUCCCUGGGAAAAACCAGGCCUCUCGUCGAGAACAAUGUCACCAAUGCCCACGACCUCUUUCUCCAGUUUGACGGAAACCAUCUACUCCGAGAUUCCCUCCCUUUGCUCAGGUCAUUCGAAGGGUUUCUCGAAAACAUCACCUUGCUUGCUAGCCACAAUGUUCAGUCCAUUUUUACCCUCGCUUCCCUGUCGAUAUACUGUCCUUACAAGGACACCACCCUGAGUGAAAGGCUAAAGCAGAUGGUUCGGGCCAUCAUGCACGCAGACACAACUCCGAGGGAUCAAAAGUUUCCCUUUGUGAGGAAACUGCGGUUAGAGUUCUUCACUGAGCUACAUUCCAUGAUGGAGCAGGAUACAACCUCACUCAUCCAUCGGGAAUGUAUGGACCAAUUUGCGGAGCUUUGCCCAGGAGUGACUAGCUGGUACGGGCGACUGCCGCCGAUGACAUCAACUCACCUUGGAAUCAUGUUUGGCAUACCUCAAUACGUAGAGACAAUAUCCCUGCCAUGGUCAACUAUAUCUAUCCGAAAAGAAUCUGAAAUUCUUGAAUACUUCAAAGCUAUUGCGGCUAGAUGCAAGCAUCUCAAGACGGUUAUUGCUCGUAAAUCCGAGGAUACUACAGGCAACAAUUUGAUCUAUGUACUUCAUAGAGACCGCUACGGUGCUCUUUCUUCGGUCACCGUCCUGCCAGUUUCUGAUGACUGCUAUGUGUAA